AUGAAGGGUAUUAUUUUGCAAAAAUUAAUAAUAAAAUGCAUCAGCAACUUAUUUUUCUUCUUAUUAAGAAAAUUUCUACUUAUGGGUUCAAAAUCUUUUCAAUUCAUGGCUUCUUAUAAAUUUUUUAAAUUUAUCACAGAUUUGCUAAAAUGUACUAGAGUAUUUCCAAGUAAUCUUCAAUUUUAUCAAAAAUAAAGACUUCAUUAUAGAAUCGUAUAUCAUAUUCAUCAAAAAGUAAUAUAUAGAGUUUUUGAAUUUUUUUAAUUUUCAAAUUUUUUUUAUAGGACACUAUUCUCAGUGACUAGGGAUUGAUUUUUGAAAGAAUUUAAAGCAUAUUCUCCUGCAUUCUAAAGCCAUUCUUGCAUUAUGGCUCUUAAUAAUCAUUUUUUUUUCAAUUCCAUAUUGAGUUUUUUCUGCAAUUUAA
Blepharisma stoltei is the source of this 424-nucleotide messenger RNA. Lineage: Eukaryota; Ciliophora; Heterotrichea; Heterotrichida; Blepharismidae. The record is from the annotation of a GenBank genome assembly.